AUGGCGGCAAACGCACCCACAGCCACUCUUUCUGGCAGCGUGUAUGCGCACAACCUCGAGGAGCGGGUCAAGCCCGAGGUCCUGCGCGAGGCCCUGCAGACGGUGUUUGCCGAGUUUGGCACCGUCAUCGACAUUGUGGCCAAGCAGAACCUCAAGGCCAAGGGUCAAGCCUUUAUCGUGUACGACGACCCGGAUGCGGCCCAGACGGCCGUGCGCGAGGCCCAGGGCUUCCCGCUGUUCGACAAGCCCAUGGUGCUGGCGCUGGCGCGCACGCGGAGCGACGCGACGGUGCGGCGGUCGGGCGACGAAGACGAGUUGGAGGCGCACAAGCGACGGCGGAUAGCCGAGAGGGACAAGAAAAAGGCUCUCGAGGCAGCCGAGGAGCAGAAGCGGCUGCUGCAGCGGACGGCUGCCGGUGGUGCCGGUGGUGCAGCGGCAGUGGCUCCGGCCGUCGUGCCGGACGAGUACCUGCCGCCCAACAAGACGCUCUUCGUGCAGAACCUGCCGGAAGACUGCGACGCCGACGUGCUGACGGGCAUCUUUGGCCGCUACGAGGGCUUCCGCGAAGUGCGUCUGGUACCGGGCCGUCGGCUGGCCUUUGUGGAAUACGACGCCGAGCCGGGCGCCAUCACGGCCAAGGAGAACACGGCCGGCAUGUUGGUGGGCGAGGCCGACAAGCGGCCCAUCAAAGUCACGUACCAGCGGCAGUAG
Molecule: messenger RNA, 711 nt
Organism: Grosmannia clavigera kw1407
Lineage: Eukaryota; Fungi; Ascomycota; Sordariomycetes; Ophiostomatales; Ophiostomataceae
Product: U1 small nuclear ribonucleoprotein
Exons: 3
Coding region: 1-711 (236 amino acids)
Biological process (GO): mRNA splicing, via spliceosome
Cellular component (GO): U1 snRNP
Molecular function (GO): U1 snRNA binding
Source: RefSeq, a predicted model, not a curated record